CCCCCAGCUCUCAUUGCCUCUAUGAAAUUGCUAUUAAAACAAAAUCCUGCAAGACAUAGUACCCGGCUCGGCUCUGCGUGAUCAAGGAAAACCUGGGCACGAGUUGGCUGAGGACUGUCUUGCGGAGUCCUCCGUGCUCACCGAGUGGGAGGGUCACACUGGAGGGACGAAUAAGGGCAGAGAUGCGUCCCGCUUCCACUCGCUGCGAGCUGGCGCGGGCCACUCCGCGGCGGUGCGGCAGCCCUGUCCGGACUCCACCGCGCCUCCCAGGGGCUUUGACACCAACCCAAGAUCUGUGGACAUUUGUUCCCAUGGUUUCAAGGCACAAUGAGGCACACUGGCUCUUGGAAACUGUGGACAUGGGUGGCAAAGUUCCUGCUUCCUGCCUGCACCUGUGUGACUGUCAGGGACAAACCAGGAACAACCUGCCCUGUACUGAGAACAGAGGGAUAUCGAGACGACAGGAGCAUCUUGUCAGGCUUUGAUCUGGGAGAAAGCUUUGCUCUGAGACACGCGUUUUGCGAAGGUGAUAAAACCUGUUUCAAGUUGGGUAGCACGCUUCUUAUCAGAGACACUGUUAAGAUAUUUCCCAAAGGUCUUCCAGAGGAAUACUCUGUAGCCGUCAUGUUUCGGGUACGAAGAAGCACUAAAAAGGAAAGGUGGAUUUUAUGGAAGAUUUUAAACCAGCAGAAUAUGCCCCAGAUAUCUGUAGUGAUCGAUGGUACGAAGAAGGUGGUAGAAUUUAUGUUCCGGGGUGCUGAGGGAGAUCUGCUGAACUAUGUUUUUAAGAACCGAGAACUUCGUCCUCUCUUUGAUCGUCAAUGGCAUAAACUUGGCAUUGGCGUGCAACCCCGAGUCCUUUCUCUCUAUAUGGAUUGUAACUUAAUUGCAAGUCGUCACACAGAAGAAAGGGACUCUGUGGAUUUUCACGGAAGGACAGUUAUUGCCGCACGAGCUUCAGAUGGCAAACCCGUGGAUAUUGAGCUUCACCAGCUCAGAAUCUACUGCAAUGCAAGCUUCCUAGCUGGAGAAUCGUGUUGCAACUUAUCGCCUACUAAGUGUCCAGAGCAAGAUGACUUUGGAAGUACCACUUCAUCCUGGGUGACCUCUCACACUGGUAAAACAUCUUCAUAUCUGCCAGGAAAGCAGGAAAUUAAAGAUGCAUGCCAGUGCAUUCCAAACAAGGAGGAAGCAGGAAAUCUGGGAUCUUUUGGAUAUAAAGGCGACAAAGGCGAGCCGGGUGAAAAUGGUUUACAUGGAACUCCAGGAUUACCUGGUCAAAAGGGAGAACAAGGACUCGAAGGCAUCAAAGGAGACAUUGGUGAAAAGGGUGAACCAGGAGCCAAAGGAGACACUGGUCUGGCUGGCCUUAAUGGACAAGAUGGUUUGAAAGGUGACUUGGGUCCUCAAGGUCCACCUGGCCCAAAAGGAGAAAAGGGUGAUAUGGGACCUCCAGGGCCACCAGCCUUAACUGGUUCCAUAGGGAUACAAGGCCCCCAAGGUCCACCUGGGAAAGAAGGUCAAAGGGGAAGACGAGGGAAAACAGGACCCCCAGGAAAUCCAGGACCUCCUGGACCACCCGGACCUCCUGGGUUACAGGGACUACAACAGCCUUUUGGUGGAUACUUCAACAAGGGAACUGGUGAGCAUGGAGCUAGUGGCCCCAAAGGAGAAAAGGGUGACACUGGGCUGCCUGGAUUUCCAGGGUCCGUUGGCCCUAAAGGACACAAAGGAGAACCUGGGGAGCCUUUAACAAAAGGUGAAAAGGGAGAUAGAGGAGAACCAGGUCUACCAGGACCACAGGGAAUAAAGGGGGAACCUGGAGAUCCCGGUCCCCCUGGUUUAAUAGGAAGCCCAGGGCUAAAGGGUCAGCAAGGACCUGCAGGUCCCAUGGGGCCCAGAGGACCACCAGGAGAUGUUGGGUUGCCAGGAGAACAUGGUAUCCCUGGGAAACAAGGCGUUAAGGGAGAAAAGGGAGAUCCAGGAGGAAGGCUAGGCCCUCCUGGACUUCCAGGUCCGAAAGGUGAUGCUGGGCCUCCAGGGAAAAGUCUGCCAGGGAAACCAGGGUUGGAUGGAAAUCCAGGAGUACCUGGUCCACGUGGGCCAAAGGGUGAAAGAGGUCUGCCAGGGAUCCAUGGUUCCCCCGGGGACACAGGCCCACCAGGGGUAGGAAUCCCUGGUAGAACAGGCUCCCAAGGGCCAGCGGGAGAGCCAGGCAUUCAGGGUCCUCGAGGUCUGCCUGGAUUGCCAGGGAUGCCAGGGAAUGACGGAGCUCCAGGGAAAGACGGAAAGCCAGGCCUUCCAGGCCCCCCAGGUGACCUGAUCGCGCUUCCUCUCUUGGGAGACAUUGGCGCCCUGAUGAAGAACUUCUGUGGUAACUGUCAAGCCAAUGUCCCUGGGCUGAAAAGCAAUAACGGGGAUGGUGGAGGAGCUGGGGAGCCUGGAAAAUAUGACCCUGCAGCCAGGAAGGGUGAUGUAGGGCCACGAGGUCCUCCAGGAGUCCCAGGCAGAGAAGGGCCAAAGGGAAGCAAAGGAGAGCGGGGCUACCCUGGACUACAUGGGGAGAAAGGCGAUGAGGGUCUUCAAGGAAUUCCUGGCCUCUCAGGAGCUCCUGGCCCAACUGGACCCCCUGGCUUAACAGGAAGAACCGGACAUCCUGGUCCUGCUGGAGCAAAAGGUGACAAGGGUAGUGAGGGGCCCCCUGGGAAACCUGGACCACCUGGACCCCCUGGUGUCCCGCUCAACGAGGGGAAUGGCAUGGGCAGUUUAUAUAAAAUCCAGGGAGGAGUGAAUGUUCCCAGUUACCCAGGACCUCCGGGCCCCCCAGGCCCAAAAGGUGAUCCUGGCCCAGUGGGAGAGCCUGGUGAAAUGGGCUUGCCAGGGCUAGAAGGAUUUCCUGGUGUAAAGGGAGAUCGAGGCCCAGUGGGUCCCCCAGGAGUAGCCGGCAUAUCGGGAAAACCUGGUGCCCCAGGCCCUCCCGGAGCUCCAGGGGAGCCGGGUGAGAGAGGACCUGUUGGAGAUAGAGGUUUUCCUGGGCCAGAGGGACCUUCGGGGAAGCCAGGCAUAAAUGGACAAGAUGGAUUGCCAGGUGCUCAGGGCAUCAUGGGUAAACCAGGAGACAGAGGCCCCAAAGGAGAACGCGGUGAUCAGGGAAUUCCAGGAGACAGAGGCCCACAAGGUGAACGUGGAAAGCCCGGUCUUACAGGCAUGAAGGGGGCUAUAGGUCCUGUAGGACCACCAGGAAGCAAGGGCUCCAUAGGGUCACCUGGGCACCAAGGCCCCCCAGGCGUCCCUGGCACUCCGGCUGACGCGGUUUCAUUUGAAGAAAUAAAAAAGUACAUUAAUCAAGAGGUCCUAAGGAUUUUUGAAGAGAGGAUGGCUGUGUUUCUGUCCCAGCUUAAGUUGCCAGCAGCAAUGUUGUCUGCUCAAUCUCAUGGGAGGCCUGGCCCACCAGGGAAGGACGGGUUACCUGGACCCCCAGGAGAUCCAGGGCCCCAAGGCUACCGAGGACAGAAGGGAGAAAGAGGUGAACCUGGAAUUGGGCUGCCAGGGAGUCCGGGUCUUCCUGGAUCGUCAGUGGGUUUGCCAGGCUCACCAGGUGCCCCGGGGCCUCAAGGACCCCCAGGACCCAGUGGAAGAUGCAGUCCAGAAGAUUGCCUCUAUCCCAUGCCUCCUGCCCAUCAGCAGGCAGGGGGGAAGUGAAAAAGACGGAGGAAGACAUCCAUCGUGUCUGGGGCAGACAUCCAAACCAACCAUCUGAGUCCUAUGCAGACAGUAAUUGCAGAUCAGUAUUUUCAGAUGUUUGCCAACUCCGUUCCAUGAGUUCUGCUUUAGUGUGGCUCCGAGUUCGACCGUUUCAUAAGAAACAUCCAAGCAAGCCUGUCAGGGGCUCGCCAGAAGAAAUCACAUGCGACGAUUCGGUACUCAGACGACAUACACUCUGAGCUCGUCAACACGACUAGCUUUUGAUUCCUGAAUUUUAACUUUUCUGAUUUAUCUUGAUCAUUUUCUUCGUAUUUAAAUUUACUAUCAUUGCUUAAGAUUUUCUUUCUGCUCUUCUGAGAUCGAAGUAGUACAUUACGGCUGUUGACUGUCUUAUGACUGCUUUUUACAAGAAGUCUUAUACCAUCCUACAUUCAUUCAAUUUAUAUAGAAAAAAUAUGCAAUAAGGGAUUCGCUUUUAACUUAUUAACAACAACAAAAACUAUAGGAGACUCUUUAUCAGGGAGCCCCCAAAAUCAUCAUAGCCAACUACUGAGACGCUUUUUUGGUUUCCUAGCAAUGAGCUCAAUUUGAAGCGCACCUCACUGGCACCAACAUAUGCUACUUGAAAAAAUGGAGAACCAACUUGACCCUGUGUCAGUGAGUCUCCUCUGGUGAACCUGAAGUGAUUUUCUCCAAGAGGCACUUGGUGGUUUGGUACUUAGCAAGCCUUAGUAGCUGGGCAAGACCUUUGUAUCUUAUGAAUUCUUUUUUCUGACUUUGUGAUUCCCGGGACCUGGCAUCAGAGAAAAGCACAGGAUUUGUAAUGACCAGAAAAGAGGAGUCUUCGGGUUGGAAAAUGAGGGUAGAGGGUCAGCAAAGGCAUGUUGAGUACGUGAAGCCCUCGUGCUCUUAAGGAGAUUAAUGUUUUCUCAGAAACCAUCCAAAGGUCCGGCUCAGCCUAGGAAAACCAAGAGAUUCCACCCGAAAGUCAUUCAAAACCAUAUGCUCAGGGGUGAGGGAUUCAGCUUCACAGUGGACUGCUUGCCGGGCAAGCAUCAAGGCCCUGGGUGUCAUCCUCUGCCCUGGAGGAAAGAAAGAACCAUGCUCCGAAGGGAAGCAAAAUCCCAGUCAUCUUGGCUGAAUUACCCCACAGUGUUUUUUUUUUACACCUUACCUAUUCAUUGCUUGGAGAAACCUUGGGUCAGAAACAAUUGAUAUCCUAGAAUACUGAGCACAGGGGCACUGCCGGGAUUUAGCUGGUGGAUAGCACAGAAGCUGAGCGCACACCACCAGAGAGAGCCCUUCAGUCACAUGCCUCAAAGAGCAGCUCCUAUUCCACAGGAUAAGAGGAUGCUUUUGGUCCGUUCAUCGAUAAAGGACAAUGGGUUUAGAAAAGCAACCCACUGAAAGUGGGGAAAGCUGUGAACUUUUUUCCCCAUUGGGAAGCAUGCCUGAUGUAAGGCAGAGCUUGUUUAAAUGCAUCCAUACUUUGAACUGGUUUUCAUUGUAAAAAGAUGAACUGCUGGCCCAGUGCUGUCAACAUAGCUGUGCAUAAAAUAGCUUUUUGGGUAUUUCAUAUUGAGUUCUGCUGUAUAUUUCGAUCCAAGUUUAUUUAUUUUCCAAGCCUAUUUAUUUCCGAUGUUUUAGGCUUAAAAUUGCUCAUUCUUUUUUUCCCUUUCAUAUGCAAUACCUACAGCGGUGCUGUGUUUUAAACUUACCCGAUGGUAGUAUGCAAUGUUUGCAUACGUGGCUUCAUAGCCAACUGAUAACCUGCCCCACAAAAUGUACGUAAGGUGAAAAGUUGGUGCUAUGUGUAUAUUUUGAGCUUCUAAUUUGUUGAAUUUUCUGAAAACCUACAUUUUACCUGAUACAUGUUAAUUUACUUGAAUUUGCUGUAUGGCAGAGACUUUUGUAUGUUUUCAAAGAUUAUUUUUCAUAUUAAUUGACAGGUUAUUUAUCUUUUUGCAUUUUGGCUCAUUCAAAACUAUUUAUUAUAUAAUUUCAGUAUUUUCAUGAACAUUUGGUUGGUGGUAGGUGAUUAGUUUAUUUGGAUUUUUUUUCUUGGUUGAUCGUUUGAUACCUAUACAAAGAUGAAACUCAUUUUCUUGUUUUGCAAAUCAUAUUCACUUCAGUUCUGCAGAGCAGAAUCCUUUCUUACAGAUCAGAUCGUCAUUGCUCUUCCUUUUUUCUAACUUUUGGGAAUGUAUGGCUAACUUACUCCUGUUUCAAAGAUCUGGAUUUGUUCACUUGACCUGAGGACUAUCAAGCUAGACUGUCACACGAUACAUACUGAAAAGUGGCUUGUCACCAUGGUUCAAGCUCAUUUCUGAAAAUUGGGCCAUAAGAUUGAAUCUAACAUAACCAGAGAGAUGGGACUGGAUUAUACGGCACAGCCCCUCGAUCUACUGUUAUUAAUCUUCAGAUUUGUUUUUUUCCCUUCUGCCUCGGCACUGAUCCUAACAACGGACUCUAAGGAACACUUAGUCCAGCUAAUACAACAAAGAGAUUGGCAGGUUCUCAGCCCCUUCAUAAAAACAAACGGGAUAAUUUGGUCGCCAAAGCAGGAUAAGGAAUAUCCCUUUAAAUAAUCAUUUGUCCCUGCUGUUGUUUUCAGCAAAAGAGAAGAAUUAUCAAUUUUCUCUCAUUCUGUACUUCAGAUAUGCUUUAAAUACAAAAUAAUUACAGGCCAUGGUGACAAUGUAAAACUAUUUUUUCCAUAAACAAGGAUGUCUGAAUUCAAGUCCUAAAUAUUAUGCCAGUUCAGUUCCCAAUUUUAGGUAGACUCUGCUUAUAUAGGGAAGAUCUGUCCUCACUUAAGAUCUGUUUUGCUUCUAGCGUCUAAAGAAAGAGAAUGCCAUGAGUGCAUUGUUCUUUCCAAAUGAAAACAGUGACCAUUACUCCUAAGCACAGCGGAAGCAUGGUCAGGCUUAAGUUCUUCAACCUCUUAACUUAGCCAGAGCUGUUUAAAGACUCCAACCUUGUGUGCUUUUUUUUAAAUCUCUCUCUCUCUCUUUAUUUCAUGAUAGAGUUGGAAAUUAAAAUUUUGCCUACUUAUAGAGAUUAAGGAAUAAUUUUGUGAUAUACUGCUUACAUAAAUUAUCAUUCGAUGUUCAGCAUAUAAAGUAAUUUCUAUAACUAUGUCUUAGACAUUAAUUAUGCUUUAGCUCGUCUGUUUCCGCAGCUGCUCCCACUUCUGAGAAACUUACGAUAUACCUCCUUUUGUCCACAAGAUGGUGUUUGAGGCAAUUUGUUCAGAACUGAACAGAUUCACAGAAGUCUAAGACCUUGAAAAGUCUGGUGGACAACAAAGUCAGACAUUGGCCUUUGCACUUUCUUGUUUUGUAAAUAUUCUUUGUAAAUUAUAUCUCAUUUUACUAAUUAGUAUUUUUCCGAAUUUUCAGUGUCUUUGUAAGGCAGGCACAAUAACGUUGGUCUGUUGACUGUUUCCCUUUUAUUUAUUGACUAUGUAUACACCCAUACAUUGUAUGCAAAUCUGCUAUAAGGUAGUCUUAUGCUUCUCUUGUAUUUUAGUAGCUAAUAUGCACACACCGGCACACCUGGGUAUUCAUCCUCCCUUACAGAUGGGACAGAUACUCUUUUGACAAGUGAAAAACACAGCUUACCACAAGUAUACAAGGUACAUAGUACACAAUGUCUAAACUCUUGAUUGCAUGAGAUAAGUUUCACAAUUAAAUUUGUACAAUGUCUAUUUUUCUAGAAACAUAGUGCUAUUAAAAAAUAAGUAGGAACAAUGAUUUUUCAAAAUUCCAUCCUUUUCUUUCAAUGCCAUCCUUUUUCUCUAGUGUUGGUAACUGUAUUCAAGACAGAAUUGAGUCCAGUGAUGCUGAGGUCAUUUGAGUGACCUUUGGAAAAACUAAGCACUGUUGACCUUUGCCCUUGCUCCUCAGUUAUUUUCCACACUCGUCUACUGUAAAGCCUCAUGGUAUUUUCUAUCCUGGCUUCAUAGCAGGGAAUACACUUUCUACCCUGGCCAUUUUAUUCCUCUUCUCUCAGAGUUUGACCAGACCCCUCUGAGGAGAUUCUCAGCAGAGUUUAAUUGUUAACCUUUUAAGUCGUGUGCAUCAGUGUAAUGUCAGCCCCUGACCUUCAUUCAUCAGCCGUAGGUAUGACAGCAUUUCUUGUAUUCAACUUGUUCAAAGGGUGGGACUUACAGGAAACAGGAUAAGAGGUUAUUUCUGUUUCUACUUACUAACAUGGCUGGAGCCCUCAUAGCAACAUUGCACUGAGCAAAACCAUGUGGAAAACCUCAUCAUUUUGGUUGAAUUGACCGCAGCUCCAAGCAGACACAGAGAACACUGGUGCAGACAAGUAGACCCAGCAAGAAAAUAAUUAUCCAGAAGACAAGGCAAAGCUAGGAACAUCUAUCUAUAUGGAAAACUUUUCAAGCUCAUUUCCGGGAGUGAUAUGUGGUAUGACUCCAGACGUCAGCUACUUGCUUCAACCUCUUAGGCAUCACUAAGGACUAACCACUUAAAAUGUAGCACAAGUCUCGGUGUUGGCUUCACCACAGCAAGUUUACUAGCAGAAAGAUACAAUUUUACAACUUGUUAUUUUGCCGUGGGAGGAUAAAUACUUCUGGUGACUUUAAAUUCCAAUUGUGUUAUGGAAUAACUAUUUUUAAAAUAAGAUUUGGAGGGUGUAUUUAUAUCCGUUUUGUUCGUUCAAUAUCUUACCUCAUCCGCUCGCUACGUAAGGUUUAAUUUUAUCACACUUACAUUAAGUGGAAUGCUACUCAGUUAUUAUAAACCCCAGUGAACGUACACUAGCAGGCGUUGGCUCCUUGAGCGUCCUCAUGUGCUGUGAACACGUUGCCUCUCUCAGCAAUAACAGAAUCGACUCUAAAUCAGGGAACCCUAAGGUGCGGUUCUUAACACUGUGUCUAUACGUCAGCCCUUCUCAGCAGCUGAAGUUCCAGAAUCGUUCUAUUCUACUGAGUCUUAGCCACCCUGACGAAGAUUUAUAAUUAGCCUCAUACCAAGAGCAAAUGUCACGGCAUCCCGGGAGCCUGAGACUGGUCUCUUCCAAGUACUCACAGUUUGAAUUUAUAACCUACCUCCCUGGCAGCUCAUGAGAAGACCAGUGCAUGGAGAAUUGUAAACAGCACCAAAAGCCAGAGUCAGCCCAAAACGAUGCACUCUUCUCACAGAGACUAGCAUCAGUUUAGACUCUUCGCUAGGGAGAGCUCUGAGAAGGCUAAGAAGCACUGCAGGUAAUUCUCCUCACACAAUACCUUUGUCAGGAGGUCAACAAAGUGUUUAAAUACAUUGUGUAUUUCUAACAGAAAUUAAUUACGUCAAAAUAUGCCAGUGGCGCUGUAUGUCUGUAUGGACUAGCUAAUGACUUAAACAGUUCCUGACUAGUCUUACCUUCAUAGUCCCUCAUGAUAAAUUUAAGUAGGUGCUCUCUAUAGGAAUAUUACUAUCUCCUCUUAUGCAACAGUGAACUGGGAGAAGAAAUAAAAACAGAAUAGACUUAAAUAAGAAGACACAGAUCCCCAAACGUUUCUUAGAGUCAACCCCCCUCCCCAUUUGUUCUCUUCCAUUAUUAAGGUGGAAAGAAAGACAGUAAACAAAAGGACGGUGAACCGGAAGUUAGUGUUAAUUGCCAUUUAUCAAGAUUACAAACAUUUAUCAGACAGAAUCCUUUGCCCAGUAACCAAAUCUAUCAAGCAUGCUACAAUUCUUCAGAUAACAUUCUAAAUACAAUCUGAGUGUGUAUUACAUGCACGGUAUUACAAUCGGCCAAUUUGUUUAAUGUAUGUCGAGCCAGCAUAUAUUACUGUCCAGCCUCACGGGUUUAUUUAAAAAAAAAUUAACUACACACCUGGAAAGUGUUUUACUGGAUAAAAUGACAACCUACAAGUCUUAAGCACAAAUAUUAUCUUGCAGUUUUAAGAUCGUUUAGGACCAUUUUCAUUUGUACCAAAAUAAAUAACUUACUAACGUUUCCUCCUUAGUACUGUUUCUGAGCGUUUUCCCAGGGUCGUCAACACGUUUAAAAGCAAUUCCCUUGACAUUUGGAAUUAUUCGUGUCCUGAGUGAUUUUCCAUGUCCACUGGUUAAUUUUAAACCUGGAUUUUUUUUAUACCUCAGAAACACUAGGAUACUUCCAAAAAUAAAUAAUACGGAAGCAGGGACUUACAAUAAGCACACUUCGGGUCAGAUGUAAUAAACGUUGAAGGAUUACAAUUUUGGUUUAACCAGCAUGACGUAGAAAGUGUUUCAAGUCGGUUGCCUAAUGAGGUGACUAUUCUUUCCUGCUCUUCUGACAGACAGAAGACAGUCACCCAGUGUCACCUGCAAAUUUGUGUGCUCAGACUGCAAAAUGAUUUCCAUGCUCCUUAACCAACCUGGUGGCUGUUUGGAGUGAGGAUCAAAUCCUACCGCCAUGGGAGCACUGAGUAGCAAUAAGCCAGAAAUCAUUCGCUCUUGAUUAAUAUGCUAGUGUCUAGGCAACUUCGAUUACCUACACAUUCCCCUCUUGGCAAGUUCUCAGUUGGACACCAUCCAACUUUCAAAACUACGCAAAAGAAGACAUGGAGACCUCUGCUUGGCUAGGGGUGUACACCGGGUCUGCCUGUCCUCAGAGGCUGUCUUUCACGGAGAGGGUUCGAUAGGCGCUUUUGCUUGCGAGGGUUUAUUUUUCUUGUCAAGAAUUGGUGCAUCUGUAACCUGUUUUACUUAACUGAAAUUUACCAUGGGGUGUUCUUCUCAUUUGGAAUGUAAGUUUUGCAUAAGCUUCUGUAAGUGGCUGUCUCCAAUGCUACUUACUUUAUCUGUGUUAUACAGCCUAGAUUGCCUCAGGUUUGUGUAACAGUUGCGUGAACUGAUAUUUGAUUUUUUUUAAAUUUCUAAUGAAUAUGAUGUUAUGGAACUGAAGAACAUGUUUAAUUACUGAAUUUUUCUUUUUUCUGUAUUGGAUUAUGUCACUCCAAUGAAAAUAAAAGCACUUUGAUGAAAA
Rattus norvegicus (Norway rat) is the source of this 10686-nucleotide messenger RNA. It is a transcript of the gene Col19a1, whose product is annotated as collagen type XIX alpha 1 chain. NCBI's taxonomy places the organism in Eukaryota, Metazoa, Chordata, Mammalia, Rodentia, Muridae. Gene Ontology annotation, cellular component: collagen type XIX trimer. Gene Ontology annotation, biological process: animal gross anatomical part developmental process. The record is from RefSeq and is a predicted model, not a curated record.